AAUAAGUGAGGUCAUGAAUUGACACGGUCAAUAUCCCCGAAUACAAAAAUGUUCUUCAACCAAACCAGGAAGAAAAAGAAUCAGUCUAUCUGAAGACAGUCACAGUGUGAUGUUUGGUUGUGACUACUAAUCUUUGACUCAGGAAUAUCAGAAGUUUACCUUAGAUCAGUAUAAAUAGUGGAAUUUCUCAUUAUCUGAUCCGAAUACCACUCUAGUCAUGCCUAGAAAUGUACAUGUUAGGGAUACAAGUGUCGACGAUGUUGUGGUGUUCAGAAAGCUGAAAGGAAGACAUAGACAUGAUACACCUCUGGCUGGCGACCGUUUAAACCGGCUUAGUGAGGAGAGUCUCACACGGCCGCCGGAGGAGGUUUUUGAUAUCUUGGGCAAGCUCGGCGAGGGUUCGUAUGGCAGCGUAUUCAAGGCCCUCCACAAGGAGUCCGGUCAGGUGCUGGCGAUCAAGCAGGUACCUGUCGACACGGACCUCCAGGAAAUCAUCAAGGAGAUCUCCAUUAUGCAACAAUGUGACAGUCCGUACAUCGUCAAAUACUACGGCAGUUAUUUCAAAAAUACAGACUUAUGGAUUGUGAUGGAAUACUGUGGUGCUGGAUCUGUAUCAGAUAUCAUGAGGUUGCGCAAUAAAACGCUAACAGAGGAAGAAAUAGCCACGAUACUUUCAUACACGUUAAAAGGUUUAGAAUAUCUCCAUCAGAGACGAAAAAUACAUCGAGACAUUAAAGCAGGGAAUAUAUUAUUAAACACAGAAGGCCAUGCCAAACUUGCUGACUUUGGGGUGGCAGGGCAACUAACGGACACAAUGGCGAAGCGUAACACGGUGAUUGGCACCCCCUAUUGGAUGGCGCCAGAAGUGAUACAGGAGAUUGGGUACGAUUGCGUGGCGGAUAUAUGGAGUUUAGGAAUUACUGCUUUAGAAAUGGCCGAGGGCAAGCCGCCGUACGGUGAUAUACAUCCUAUGCGGGCAAUAUUUAUGAUUCCAACCAAGCCUCCGCCAUCAUUUCGAAAUCCCGACAAGUGGUCACCGGAAUUUAUAGACUUUGUGUCAGGAUGUCUCGUAAAAAAUCCAGAGGAGCGAUCGCUGGCGUCAGAUUUAUUACAGCACGAGUUUAUAAAAAAUGCCAAAGCGACGACGGUGUUACACAAAAUGAUCAUCGAGGCCAAGGAGAUCCAAGAAGCAAGCAACCAAACUAACGACAACGACGAUGAUGACUCAGAAGAAAUGCCUUCGAUGCCAGAACAUUUAGAGGAUGAGGCUGAUGACGUUGACGGAGGUACAAUGGUGCAAGUGCGAGAUGAGGGGACGUUAGUGCCUGGUAGCCAACCUGCUGUGGAUGCUUCGACGUUAAUUUCGGGUGACAGCGGGACGAUGAUGGUAAAUAGCGAGGCAAACACGAUGAUCGACUUGGAGUCGGAGCUCGGGACGAUGGUUAUCAAUGAGACGGACACGGAUGAAGAGAUGGAGAAUGAUGAGGAUGAAUCUACAAUGAAACGACACGACACAAGUGAAGUGAACAAAAGUAAAUACCGUCCAGCAUUUCUCGAACAUUUCGAAAAGAAGGAGGAUCCCAGAGCUUCGUCUUCCAGUAACAACUCGAAACAAUCAAAUGCAUCGCCGGCCGCAUUUGCACCACAAAAACAUACGCCAUUUCAACGAUCUUUCAUUGAUGGUGACUUCGACUAUAUCUCAAACUUGACCUAUGAGGAGUUACAAGCGAGAAUGGCCGCCCUUGAUCCAGAAAUGGAGCGAGAAAUCGAAGAACUACGACAACGCUAUCAGGCAAAGCGACAACCAAUCCUGGAUGCAAUCGACACAAAAAAGAAACGUCAGCAGAACUUUUGAUUUUUCCAUACAUGAUUUUAUUCGCAGAUUUCUAUUGGACGUUACGACUGAUACAUAUUUUCCCUCUUAUAAGAUUUAACCUGAACCCCUUGAGUACAUAUUGAUAUAGACUUGUGGUUGCGUAGUGCUAAUUUAUAAAGCUGGAACGAGGUUGUAUGCAAACAGGUGUCAUCCCAUGCUCUUGUCAAGAAUGCGUACCUAACGUUUCUGGUCUUCAUUUCUUCCAAAUGUUUCCUUCGUCAAAUACAUGUACUAUGGUUUUGUUCAGGUUCUUGAGAAAUGGGAAUCCUUGAAAAUUCGGCUGUUUACAGUUACGGUGUAUCCUGUGUGAAGACCAUGGAUCAAAGUAAAAAGCUGCGCUGUAUGUUAGAAAGGUUUUAUGAAAUGUUUAUUUGUGAGAAGACAUUGUAGCUUUUCUUGUUGAGCCUGAACUUCAGGUGAAUUUCACUUGGCACCUCCUCCAAACACAUGCAAGAGGGAGGGGCAUGCAGUUGACCCCGAUUUGCGAGGAUGUUUCUUGUUAGGUUUAUACAAUACAUUGUAUUAAGUUGUCUAGAUUUUGUAUCAUUAAAUUUUUGUGUGUUACUGUUCUUGUAAAGAUUUGUCCUUAUCUGCUACGCCCCAUGAUAUCAAUUUUGGCAGGGAUGAUUGUUUGUAUGGGGUGUCCAUAAAGUAAUAGGGAGUUUAAGAUCAGAGACUUGUCGUGGAUCCUCGUACGUAUAUGGAUAGAUAUGUACACACAAUUUGUCCUAAAGUUUAUCCUUAUACGUAUAAGGCUCCUUGAUAAGUCACUGUUCUCAACCGCCUGUUUACACAUCUAACCUCAAUUACAGCACUUGAUAUAAUGUCUCUUGUGCUGCGAGUUUAGGGUAAAUGUUCUCAACAGGUUUGUGGCAUUAGUGUGCUAUGGUCUCAGUAAUAAAUCAUGUCGUCUCAAUGCCAAAGAGGAUCACAAAUUAAUUAUUGAUAUUAAUAUCGGCCUCGCAAUUUUUCGGAAUACUCUCUGAACAUUUUUAUAUGCCUUUUUAAUUCCGAUAGCCAAUUGGGAUGCUUUCUUGAUGAAAUGGGGGUCUGACGUCGGGGAAGGUACAAGGCCUGAAACACCUUCAUCACAGUGACACCUCCUGUAACGGUGUGUAAUGAAAAUAUCUGAUGCCACCUAUUAACCUCAUUCCAAAUUUCCUGGUUCGAAUUUCUGCAUCUUGUUAAACCUACUUGUAGUUGAAAUCUUGUUUAAAGGAGACGAAGUCGUUGACAAAUGUAUAAACUGUGCACAGUUUGUCUUUAUCCAAUUAUAGUUAUGUCCUUCCUGUUUAGUAGCCUAUGUUACCAUGGCAACUGUAUUUAAUUUAUGCAUUUAAACAGGUUUUGGGCUGUUCUAUCCACUGUUCUCCCGAUUUUAAUACAUGUAUGUCAAACAAAUUUAGUUUUUUUUGUGAAGCAUUUUCAUCUUCUCUUAAAUAUUGCAUUGUGCUGAUGUCAUUGAGCUAAAAGCUUCUCUUAGUUGGCUUCAAGUCGUCUCAUUUCAUGAACGUUGGCUGCAGACAUUUGAAAGAACAGCCAUGAAAUAUUAGGUUGUGUACAGUAAACAAUAUUGUGUAAGGGAAAAUUUGUGUACAGAAUUAUAAAUAAAUUGUACAUAGAAGUUCAC
Lineus longissimus is the source of this 3506-nucleotide messenger RNA. RefSeq names its product serine/threonine-protein kinase 3-like. Gene Ontology annotation, biological process: protein tetramerization; protein phosphorylation; regulation of MAPK cascade. The record is from RefSeq and is a predicted model, not a curated record. Bases 218 to 1855 code for a protein of 545 amino acids. The transcript is spliced from 13 exons. Gene Ontology annotation, cellular component: cytoplasm. Gene Ontology annotation, molecular function: protein serine/threonine kinase activity; ATP binding. NCBI's taxonomy places the organism in Eukaryota, Metazoa, Nemertea, Pilidiophora, Heteronemertea, Lineidae.